AUGCAGAUAUUAAUUUUGUGGUCACUAUUAGGACUACUUGUGACCAAAGUAAGUGUUGCUACUACAACUAUUUCAACACCAACAACCUUGUCUGGUGAUCAAACGUUUUCUGAUGAUAUCGUAAUUGAAUCAGGGGCUACUCUCGCAUUAGUAUCUGGUUCAUCAUAUUCCUUCAAUGGUAAUAUUGAUGUUAAAGGUUCUUUAGACAUCAUCGGUGAUUCAACAAACGGGUUAACUAGUCUACAAUUUGGUUCUACUACAACAAUUACAAACAGUGGUAACAUCAACAUUGAGAAUAUUAAAUCUGCAGGUUCUGCUAGUGAUUUUGUUAUUGCACCUGCAAGUAUUGAUAACUCUGGUACAUUUACUGUUUCACAAUUAAAUGCUGCCGCUACUGUACCAGGUACCAAUUUUACUUUAGCUCCAACUGGCUCCUUCAUUAAUACAGGUACAAUUGACUAUGAUACGGCUGGUAAAGGAGGCACUACAAAUGGAUUCCUUUACCUUGGUACUAUAACUAAUAAUGGUAUCAUUAAUUCUGGUGGAUUUUCAGCACUAACAUCUGAUGGACUUUAUAGCACUCAUAGUAGAUACAAAAUGAGAGGUAUUAUCUUCAAUAAUCCUAUUGAAGGUAAAGGUGUAGUUACUGGUAAUGCUGGAGCUACAAUUCUUCUUAACACAGAUAUUCUAGGAGGACAAACUUUUAGUAUCAACAAGGCUAUGUAUUUAAUUAAUCCAAAAAUUGUACCAAGUUCACUUAAAAUUGUAAAUUUUGUCUAUUCUGCAAUAGUAUUCUUAGGUAUAGAUUUUCAACAAUGGAUUAAUGAAAAUUUUGGUGCAGUGAAAGGCACCAUGCAAAUUAAUUAUGGGGUAGAUGGCCACCAGUACUGGUUUAAUUCAAGUUGUCCAUAUGGCUAUGUAACAAACCAAAUAUCUUUUAGUGUUGUGCCAUCUGAUCCUAAAUAUCAACUUGAUGGUACCUUCGUAUUAAUUACUCAACAAUUGAGCGGUAACCAAUGUACAUGGUUAUCUGAACCAGUUAUUAAGACAACAACAGUUACCACUGUAGAUUCUAUUACUAAAGCUACCACUAUUUCAACUUUAACAAUAUCUACGACUAACCAGUAUUUCUAUACUGUGCCUGAAUUCAUUUAUGAAGUUGCUGUACCUGCAUUAUCUACUACCUACACUACUCUUACUACAUCGAUUACCACCCCUACUACAUCAAUAUAUACCACAACUGUUACCGACACAGAAGGAUCUGUCACCGAAGAAGUUGUAGUUGUUGUCCAAACACCACCAUUAUCUACAUCCUACACAACUAUAACAUAUCCUGUUACUGCCCCAACCUCAUCCACAUUCACGGCAACUGUUACCGAUACAGCUGGAUCUAAAACUGAAAAAGUUGUUGUUAUUGUUCUCACCCCACCUCCAUCCACUUCCUACACCACUAUUACUAGUCGAUUCGCAUUUCCAAAAACAUCUACCUAUACCACCACACUUGUUGACAACAAUGGUUCUUCAUCCCCAGAAGUUGUUGUGGUUGUUGUCACCCCGCCUCCACUCACUAUCCACACCUCUACUACUUCGGACAUCGAGGAACCAACUAGUACUACCUACACUACCACAGUUCUUGAUAUCCAAGGCUCUCCAUCUCCAGAAGUUGUUGUGGUUUAUAUCAACCCAUCUCGAUCUACUUCUUACACCAUUUCUACUGCAGAUGUUACAGAACCAACCACAUCUACUUACACCACCACAAUCACUGAUAGCAACGGAUCUUUAACUAGUGAGGUUGUUAUUCUUGUGAUUACACCAACGCCAUCUACUACUUACACUACUACUACCGCAGAUAUUGCAGAACUAACAACCACCACGUACACUACAACGUAUAUUGAUGGUGACGCUUCUUCAACUGCUGAGAUUGUUGUUGUAGUGAUUACUCCAUUGUCACCCACCAUCUACACAACUACUACUGCAGAUGUCACAAAACUAACUACAACUACAUACACCACUAAGGUUACUGAUAGCAACGGGUCUUCAUUUUCAGAGGUUGUUGUUGUAGUUGUCACUCCAUCCCCAUCUACUUCCUACACUACUAUUACUGCGGAUAUUUCUGCCCCAACUACAACUACUUACACCACUACUAGCACAGACAGUAACGGCUCUUUAUCCCCAGAGGUUGUUAUUAUAGUGAUUACACCGUCUCCAUCUACCUCCUACACUACCACCACUGCGGAUGUUUCUGCUCCAAUCACAACUACUUACACUACUACCAUCACAGAAAGCAAUGGCUCUUCAUCCCCAGAGGUUGUUGUUGUUGUGGUUACUCCAGCUCCAUCUACUAUCUACACCACUACCACAGGUCCAGUUUCUGCCCCAACCACAACUACUUACACUACUACAGUUGUUGAUAGCAAUGGGUCUUUAUCCCCAGAGGUUGUUGUUGUAGUGAUUACACCGUCUCCAUCUACCUCCUACACUACCACCACUGCGGAUGUUUCUGCUCCAAUCACAACUACUUACACUACUACCAUCACAGAAAGCAAUGGCUCUUCAUCCCCAGAGGUUGUUGUUGUUGUGGUUACUCCAGCUCCAUCUACUAUCUACACUACAACUACAGGUCCAGUUUCUGCCCCAACCACAACUACUUACACAACCACUGUUACUGACAGCAAUGGCUCUUCCUCUCCAGAGGUUGUUGUUGUUGUGAUCACUCCAGCUCCAUCUACCUUCUAUACGACCACUACUGGGGAUGUCUCUGCCUUGACCACAUCUACCUUCACCACCACUAUUACUAACAGCAAUGGCUCUUCCUCUCCAGAGGUUGUUGUUGUUGUGAUCACUCCAGCUCCAUCUACCUUCUAUACGACCACUACUGCGGAUGUUUCUGCUCCAACUACAACCACCUACACAACCACUGUUACUGAUAGCAAUGGCUCUUCCUCUCCAGAGGUUGUUGUUGUUGUGAUCACCCCAUCUCCAAGUGGCCCAACUAUCUACACCACUACUACUGGGGAUGUCUCUGCCUUGACCACAUCUACCUUCACCACCACUGUUACUGAUAGCAAUGGCUCUUCCUCUCCAGAGGUUGUUGUUGUUGUGAUCACUCCAGCUCCAUCUACCUUCUAUACGACCACUACUGGGGAUGUCUCUGCCUUGACCACAUCUACCUUCACCACCACUAUUACUAACAGCAAUGGCUCUUCCUCUCCAGAGGUUGUUGUUGUUGUGAUCACCCCAUCUCCAAGUGGCCCAACUAUCUACACCACUACUACUGGGGAUGUCUCUGCCUUGACCACAUCUACCUUCACCACCACUGUUACUGAUAGCAAUGGCUCUUCCUCUCCAGAGGUUGUUGUUGUUGUGAUCACUCCAGCUCCAUCUACCUUCUAUACGACCACUACUGGGGAUGUCUCUGCCUUGACCACAUCUACCUUCACCACCACUAUUACUAACAGCAAUGGCUCUUCCUCUCCAGAGGUUGUUGUUGUUGUGAUCACUCCAGCUCCAUCUACCUUCUAUACGACCACUACUGCGGAUGUUUCUGCUCCAACUACAACCACCUACACAACCACUGUUACUGAUAGCAAUGGCUCUUCCUCUCCAGAGGUUGUUGUUGUUGUGAUCACUCCAGCUCCAAGUGGCCCAACUAUCUACACUACUACUACUGCGGAUGUUUCUGCUCCAACUACAACCACCUUCACCACCACUGUUACUGAUAGCAAUGGCUCUUCCUCUCCAGAAGUUGUUGUUGUUGUGAUCACUCCAUCUCCAAGUGGCCCAACUAUCUACACCACUACUACUGGGGAUGUCUCUGCUCCAACUACAACCACCUACACAACCACUGUUACUGAUAGCAAUGGCUCUUCCUCUCCAGAGGUUGUUGUUGUUGUGAUCACCCCAUCUCCAAGUGGCCCAACUAUCUACACCACUACUACUGGGGAUGUCUCUGCCUUGACCACAUCUACCUUCACCACCACUGUUACUGAUAGCAAUGGCUCUUCCUCUCCAGAGGUUGUUGUUGUUGUGAUCACUCCAGCUCCAAGUGGCCCAACUAUCUACACUACUACUACUGCGGAUGUUUCUGCCUUGACCACAUCUACCUUCACCACCACUAUUACUAACAGCAAUGGCUCUUUAUCCCCAGAGGUUGUUGUUGUUGUAAUCACCCCAUCUCCAAGUGGCCCAACUAUCUACAUCACUACUACUGCGGAUGUUUUUACUCCAAUCACAUCUACCUUCACCACCACUAUUACUAACAGCAAUGGCUCUUUAUCCCCAGAGGUUGUUGUUGUUGUGGUUACUCCAGCUCCAUCUACUAUCUACACCACUACUACUGUGGAUAUUUCUUCUCCAAUCACAACUACUUACACCACUACCAUCACAGACAGUAACGGCUCUUCAUCCGCUGAAGUUGUUGUAGUAGUGAUCACCCCAUCUCCAUUUAAUAGCUUUAUAACAUCAUCAAUUUCUGUACCAUCUCCUCUCUACGGAAAUUCCACAAUUUCUGGUGAAAAAACUGAACCUAUUUUGACUGACACUUUAGUUGUUUUGACUACAGUUGUUAAUGGAGUUACUAUGACUACAACUUAUUGUCCAGAACCAUCUGCAACUUCUGAAACAGGUAUGACUGCGAUCAUUGGACACAGUUCUAUUGAAUCUGUUUAUACUGAUUCAAGGAACCAACAAGAAGAGACUAACUCAUUUACUACUGCUACAAAUGUGACUCCAGUUAUUUCUAUUGCUUCUACCACCACGGGUCUAGCAUUUACCAAUGGUGAAAAUCACCCAACAUCUAGAAACUCUAGAACAUCUACCACUGUAAUCGGUAAUAAUGAGUCUAGAAGAUCAGAAACAUCGAUGCCUUCAAUGGUGCCGCAAGUUUCCCAAUAUGUUUCUGAACAACCAUCCUCAUCAUCAAUUGCUAUCACAGUACCUCAUGAAGGCGUACCUUCUCUUGUAUCAUAUGAAGGUAAAGGUAGCACCAUGUAUAUGAUGAAGUGGAGUGUUGCCCAUUGCAUUGGUUUAUUAUUAUUCAUGGUAAUUUAA
Arxiozyma heterogenica is the source of this 5049-nucleotide messenger RNA. RefSeq lists its product as uncharacterized. The transcript has a single exon. Lineage: Eukaryota; Fungi; Ascomycota; Saccharomycetes; Saccharomycetales; Saccharomycetaceae. Bases 1 to 5049 code for a protein of 1682 amino acids. The record is from RefSeq and is a predicted model, not a curated record.